CUCCGCCGUCAUUCUGAGUUCACAGGUUCUCCGUUUUGCUGCCUCGCGAAUAGUUCUGGUAAAGUUUAUAAAAAAGGCAAGUGCCCUUGAAAUCAAGCGUCACAUAGCUGGAACCAAACAAAACGGAAGACGAGUUAAAAGAGCUAAGAAUCUGAAGUUUUUUGUGCCAGCAGAGUCAGGAUGGAGCAGCUGAUACCAGAGGAGGUUCUGACCAACGCUACUGUGAUUGAAAAUUUGGUGGCUGUGGCCAAAGAUGCAGCGCUGCAGCAUGGUGUACUUAUGAGGAUCCAAGAGGCUCCAAACUCAUCUGAGGUAAGAAGUAAUAACACAUUUACAAACAACUUUUUCCCCCUACCUGUGCCUGAAGCUCUGUAUAAUCAAGCACUGUCUCUGCAAAAGCAUUUCAACACCCUGGUGGACAGAAUCAGCCAGGACUCUGAAUUUCUAAAAGAAGCUCUCGCCAGCACGAUUGAAGUUGAUGAUUUCACUUCAAGGUUGUUCAAGAUCCACCAGCAGGUCUUAGAAGAAGGAAGGUCUUCAUCCAUUACCAUGGGUCUUAAUCGCUCUGACUACAUGAUGGAUCAGAGGGAUGACGGGCCUGUUCUAAAGCAAAUAGAAAUCAACACCAUAGCUGCCAGCUUUGGAGGCCUCAGCACACACACACCUGAGGUCCACAGAAAAACCCUUCACCUGGUGGGACGAUUCAAGGAGAGCCAGCGAAUCCUAGACAACAACGUAGCUGCUGGUCUGGCUGGAGGACUUGCGAAAGCCUGGGAGCUCUAUGGAUCAGAAAAAGCAGUCGUCAUGUUCUUGGUUGAAGACAAGCAAAGGAACAUCUUUGACCAGAGAUGUGUUGAAUAUGAGCUGUGGAAGAGAAAUGUUCCCACAACAAGAAAGAGGUUUGAUGUGGUUUAUAAAACAGGAUCCCUGGAUCAGGACAAGAAGCUUUUUGUUGACGGCCUAGAGGUGGCAGUGGUGUACUUCAGAAAUGGCUACAUGCCUGAUCAGUAUGUUUCUGAACAGAGUUGGGAAACUCGUCUUAUGAUGGAGCGCUCCAAGGCUGUCAAGUGUCCAGACAUCAGCACACACCUGACCGGAACCAAGAAGGUCCAGCAGGUCCUGGCAAAACCUGGAGUAGUUGAGAGGUUCUUCCCUGAGCAGCCUGAGGUAGCGCAGCAGAUCAGAGCCACGUUUGCUGGACUCUACACAUUAGACCAGGGUCCAGAGGGAGACAAGGCAGAAGCGAUGGCUUUGGCAGAGCCAGAACGUUUUGUCCUGAAGCCUCAGCGAGAAGGAGGAGGAGGGAACAACAUAUAUGGAAAAGACAUCGUGGAGGUGCUGCAGGGACUGAAGGGCAGCACAGGGAGGAUGGCUUAUAUCCUGAUGGAUAAGAUCCAGCCAGUGCCAUCCAAGAACUACCUGCUGAGGAGGGACAAUCCAGUCAAGAUGUCCAACUGUCUCAGUGAACUGGGAGUAUACGGAGCAUAUGUUAGACAUGGUAAAGACAUGGUGAUGAACCAGUGUGUGGGUCACCUGCUAAGGACCAAGAGCAAUGAAGACACUGAUGGAGGUGUAGCAGCUGGGGUUGCUGUCCUGGACAAUCCUGUACUAUUCUGAAGAUGUCCUCAGUUCCUGGACCGGGCUUUAUUCCUUGACACAAAUAAGACCAAAUGUAACUGUUUACUGGAAUUUUAAUUAAUCUCUUUAGUUGAAAUAAGAAACUUAACCAUUUAUGUAAUAACAAAAUCUCACUAGACAUUUUGUUAUUACAUAAAUGGUUAAUUAACAAUUAUUUUCCAAUAUAUUUUUUCAUUUUUCUUAUAGGGUUGUGGGAACAUUUUAUAAAUAUAAAUCAUUUAAUGAAUAAAGUUUUGAAUACAUACAGUAUAUACACUCAAUAAAAUGCAUUCAAGUGCUGCCUAAAAUGAA
Messenger RNA from Cynoglossus semilaevis (tongue sole), 1929 nucleotides. It is a transcript of the gene gss, whose product is annotated as glutathione synthetase. Gene Ontology annotation, molecular function: glutathione synthase activity; ATP binding; glutathione binding. Bases 181 to 1617 code for a protein of 478 amino acids. The transcript has 13 exons. The record is from RefSeq and is a predicted model, not a curated record. Gene Ontology annotation, cellular component: cytosol. Lineage: Eukaryota; Metazoa; Chordata; Actinopteri; Pleuronectiformes; Cynoglossidae. Gene Ontology annotation, biological process: glutathione biosynthetic process.